This is a messenger RNA of Leptosomus discolor (cuckoo roller), 657 nucleotides long. Its product is annotated as heat shock 70 kDa protein 12B-like. NCBI's taxonomy places the organism in Eukaryota, Metazoa, Chordata, Aves, Leptosomiformes, Leptosomidae. The record is from RefSeq and is a predicted model, not a curated record.
AUGGCUGGCCCAGGAUUCUGUCUCAGCCAAACCAGGACAUGUACUUUGAGGGCAAUUCUUGACAAGCCUGAGAUGGCCAAGGUCCAAUACAUUUUGCUUGUGGGAGGCUUUGCAUCUAGCAUUGUCUUGAGAGAUGCAGUCAGGCCUUUAGCAAGGAGUAUCACAUGUCCUUGUCCAACAGAGGCCCAAGUGGCCAUUGCAAAAGGGGCUGUUUUGUUUGGAGUCAAUCCACACUUUGUUGCCUCAAGAGUCAGCACUCAGACAUACAGCAUAGCAUUAGGUCAUAAAUUUGAUGCUGCUAUCCACAACUUCUGUAAACUAAGGGUCUCAAAAGCUGACGGCUGUAUUUAUUGCACAGAUCUCUUCAAGAAAUCGGUGGGAAUUGAGGAGUCAGUGAAUAUAAAUGAAGUUGCUCACAGUAAUUUCCAUCCAACAGAACCAAAUCAAACAAAUCCAUGCUUUUCUUUCUAUUGUACAGAAAAGCAGAAUGCUCAGUAUGUAGAUGAGGAAGGGAUGGAACAGUUUUGGUUCUGUACAGUGCCAAUGCCAGACACAAAGCUGGGGAAGAAACACCAACUGAAGAUAGAUGUUAAAUUUGGGAUCACUGAAUCUAAACCACAAAGUUGGGCUGUUAUAAUAGAUUUUCUAGCUGUGUAA